CUUAUCCAUUGGGAAGCCUUUAUAAAAGCAGACUAAAACGAUCAUUUGGUUCAUCUUCAUCAUUCAUCAACGAUAGCAAAAUACAUUGAUUCAGAAAAAGUUUUGAGACAUAUUCGAAUUUUGUUCAGAGAGUAAACUACUUUCAUUUUUCAAUCCAUUGUAAUGGCGGCAUCCAAGAGUUACUAUGCUAGAGCUAGACCAAGCUACCGGUUCAUCUCCGACGAAAGGAACAGUGCCGUCGGAUCGGAUUCGUUGUUUGAGCUCGACGAAUCGGAUGUCUGGAAUGUUUCCGUGUCUCCGGAGUUGCGUAAGACGGUGCCCGGUUCUCGGAUCACGAAAAGGUCUUCGUCGGUGGCGGUGAAGCGAGGAGAGCUUGGAGGAACGGCAUCGUCGAUGCCGGUCAAUGUUCCGGACUGGUCUAAGAUACUCAAACAGGAUUACAUGGAGAAUCGGAGGAGAGACAGUGACGACGAUGAUUUCGAUGAUGAUGAUAACUGCUCUGGAGAUCGGAUUCCGCCGCAUGAGUUUCUGGCGAGGACUAGAAUGGCGUCAUUUUCCGUUCACGAAGGAAUCGGGAGGACUCUGAAAGGAAGAGAUCUGAGCAGGGUACGAAACGCAAUUUGGGAGAAAACCGGGUUCGAAGAUUAACCAAAUUGAUCCUUUUUCCAUUUCUUCUUACUAAAUAUCUGCAGAUGCGGAAUCUUAACACUCAACAGAGAAAUCUCCAUCUCCAUUUUUCUUCAAAUUAUUUAUUGAUCAACACAAGUAAAUGCCCUUUUUGUGCCCCAAUUCAGCAAUCUCUUCGUUUUGGUCUGAUUUUGCUUUUUUGUUAAUUGUGAUGGUGAAUCCGUUUCUUGGACAGCCAUGGGAAGCGAGAAUCGGUAGUUAAUUAAGAUUUAAGAAUGUAAAUUCUGGAUUUUGAUAUGAAAUAGAAAUUAGUUUUGAGUUUUGAUGAAA
Molecule: messenger RNA, 957 nt
Organism: Lactuca sativa (garden lettuce)
Lineage: Eukaryota; Viridiplantae; Streptophyta; Magnoliopsida; Asterales; Asteraceae
Product: protein S40-4
Source: RefSeq, a predicted model, not a curated record